Scheffersomyces amazonensis is the source of this 1313-nucleotide messenger RNA. RefSeq names its product Pga38p (gene PGA38). Bases 59 to 1162 code for a protein of 367 amino acids. NCBI's taxonomy places the organism in Eukaryota, Fungi, Ascomycota, Pichiomycetes, Serinales, Debaryomycetaceae. The transcript has a single exon. The record is from RefSeq and is a predicted model, not a curated record.
AUUUGGACUUCUUUUCUCAUUUAUCAUAUCACUACUUAACAAAUAAUCAUUCAAAAAAAUGAAAGGUAUUAUAUCAUCCUUAGCUUUAUUAGCUACAUCUGCUUAUGCUGCCUCAUCAUCAUCAUCUUACUACACAACUAUUGAAUCUACAAUAAUUUCUACUUUACCAUGCACUUCUGAGUGUUCUGCCUCAUUCUUAGCACCAAAUUCAUUCGUAUACAGUAAUUCAUCAAGUACACAAGAUGCUGCUGUAGCAGCAACUUAUGAUAUUGUGAAUGUUUCACCACUGGAUCCAACUUCUUCAAAUCCAAAAAAGACUAUAUAUGCAUAUGAGACAGAUACCAAUUAUGGUGAAUUUGAAGCUACUAUUACUGUUUGUGACGACGGUAAUUGUUAUGUUACAACUGAAUUAGAAAGUUCUACUACUUUCACAACCACAGUUGAUGGAGUACUUACAGUUAUAGCAACUGCUGUCCCUGUUUCAGAUUCUACACCAUCAUCAAUAGUACCAGUAAUUUCCACUGUAUUUGACGAUCCACCUGCCAGCUCUUCAGAUCCUGCCAGCUUUUCAGAUCCAGCAGAUCCACCAGCAGAUCCACCAGCAGAUCCAGAAACCUCUGAAUCUUUGACAACUUACACAACAACUAUUGAUGGUGUUGUCACUGUUAUUACUACUUACUGUCCAGAAAGUUCAAAAUCUACUCAAGCUGCUGUUGCUAUAUCCACUUCAGAACAACCAGUUUCUGCCACAUCCACCACAGAAACUUCAAUAUCUACCACUGUCAUCACUAUUACUUCAUGUGUUGACAACAAAUGUACUAAUAUUCCUAAGACUACUGGUAUUACUGUGAUUACCGAAGAAAAUACUAUUUAUACUACCUAUUGUCCAUUAUCAGGAGAAACAGAAUCUACUGUUCCUCCAGCUCCAGCUCCAGUUUCUUCUACCACUAGUACUUCUGCUCCAGCUCCAGUAUUCACUACUAUAAAUGUUAUCACUAAUAAUAUAUUUACAGAAACCCCAACAUCUAGCACUUUACAAGUGUCUUCAUCAGCAUCAGAACCUUCUAUAACACUUUCUACAUAUGAAGGUGGUGCUGCUGUGACCGCCAAGGCUACUGGUAUAUUCGGGUUAAUCAUCACAUUAUUAUUCUUAAUGAUAUGAGAUUCUUUAGUUGUUUAAAAUUUUUGGUUUCUUGUAACUAAUUUUCAAGCACUAUAAAUCUACCAGAAAAUUCAAUCAAACAUGUACUAUUAAUAUCAUUAUCUUAAUAAUGUGAUUUCUUCAGUUCUUCUUUACUACCAUAUAUAUAGAG